AUGGACAAUCAGAAGCACUUCUCAAUCAAUAACUUUGAUGAUGGUGAAGAAGAGGAGGAGGAUGUUCUGGAAUGUUCAGAACCCACUACUCUUACAGCAAGAAGUCCACUAUUUAGUAAUACUGAGAAGGCAUUGGAUCCUCCAGACACAAGAAAUGAAGUAGAGAAGAGGAUGGAAAACAUUGGAGCUCACCUUUGCAGUGCUGUUGCUGAAAAGGAAGAGAGGAUGAAGUCAUAUAUUAAAGAUGUUGUCAAAGAUUGUGACAAGCAUAUCAAACAACAUUGGCAAGUUCAUCAAGAUGAACUACGGGAGUUUAAAAUUGAAUAUACUAAGCAGAUUAUAACUCUGUUUCAGCAGUGGGAUUUUGAUAUGAAGAAAGUUGGAAACCUCGAAGAUAACCUAACUAGUGCCUUUUGUCAGCAACAGAAGACUUUUCAACAAACUACAUCACGGCAGAUCCACAGCCUGAAAGCCCUUAAGCAGGCAAAUGACAAGUUCUUAGAGGGUAUGGAGAACUUGGACAAAGAUGAGAGCAGUGUACUUUCUAGUAUUCACAGUGAGUUUGAAAAGCAAACGGCUUUCCUGGAAAGAAAAUUUACAGAUGGUUAA
Messenger RNA from Mus pahari (shrew mouse), 609 nucleotides. Its product is annotated as synaptonemal complex protein 3-like. Gene Ontology annotation, cellular component: synaptonemal complex. The record is from RefSeq and is a predicted model, not a curated record. Gene Ontology annotation, biological process: spermatid development; meiotic cell cycle. The coding region runs from base 1 to 609 and encodes 202 amino acids. NCBI's taxonomy places the organism in Eukaryota, Metazoa, Chordata, Mammalia, Rodentia, Muridae. The transcript is spliced from 7 exons.